GCUAUUGGAAAUUUCAAAUUAGGUGAAGAGUCACCAAAGUUACCAACCUCUCUAGGUAAUUGGAGGGGUCAGCUUUCACUGAGCAAUUCAGUGAGUGAAAACCCGGCUAAGCUCAACUUGGACUUUGGAAGUGGUGAAUUUAGUGAAGUUGAGCUGAAAAAGAUCGCGGCGGAUGAGAGGCUUGCAGAAAUUGCGUCAUCAGACCCGAAACGUGCAAAGAGGAUAUUGGCUAAUCGUCAGUCAGCUGCUCGUUCCAAGGAGCGGAAGGUGCGUUAUAUCUCGGAAUUGGAACACAAGGUGCAAACUCUUCAAAUGGAAGCGACCAUGCUGUCAUCCCAACUUACUGUUCUACAGAAAGAUCAUACUGAGCUAACAGUUCAGAACAAUGAAUUGAGAUUCCGCCUUCAAUCUCUGCAGCAACAAGCCCAACUUAGAGAUGGUAUUCCAUUUUCUUCCACAAUUACAUUUGUCUAUAUUUACCUGAUAUCUGAAUGCACAAAUUUCACCUAGAUGCGCAUGUGUUUGCAGAGUAUACUUUUGCUGACGUAUGAGCUACUUUCAUAAUUUUAAGUCUUUCUAUGGUUAUGUUAUUAGCAUCAUCUUAUCUGAGUUCUGAUAUGAGUGAUAAAAGUUUAUCUGUUGUCUUGAUUUUUGUUCCCAUGAAGGUACUUCUUAUUUACCCUAUCGGAUGGAUUAUGCAUGUGCUGCUUGAUUUUGUUGUCUUUUUUUUUUUCUUUUGGUAGUUGGUCUUACUGAAAUCACUUCAGCAAGAAAGCUGUGGAAUGAUAUUAUAAUAAGAAACAUUUUUUAUU
Molecule: messenger RNA, 812 nt
Organism: Olea europaea var. sylvestris
Lineage: Eukaryota; Viridiplantae; Streptophyta; Magnoliopsida; Lamiales; Oleaceae
Product: transcription factor RF2b-like
Exons: 3
Biological process (GO): regulation of DNA-templated transcription
Cellular component (GO): nucleus
Molecular function (GO): DNA-binding transcription factor activity
Source: RefSeq, a predicted model, not a curated record